Messenger RNA from Arabidopsis thaliana (thale cress), 2112 nucleotides. It is a transcript of the gene IDD16, whose product is annotated as indeterminate(ID)-domain 16. Gene Ontology annotation, biological process: regulation of DNA-templated transcription. The record is from RefSeq and is marked reviewed. Lineage: Eukaryota; Viridiplantae; Streptophyta; Magnoliopsida; Brassicales; Brassicaceae. The transcript is spliced from 2 exons. Gene Ontology annotation, cellular component: nucleus. Bases 919 to 1842 code for a protein of 307 amino acids.
UAUGUAAAGAAGAAGAUUAAACAAUCAGAGACCAUACAAUUGCCUUCUCCAUGUAAGGUGCGAGGUCAAUGAAUCAAUUAACAAAAAGAAGAAACUUUUUUCCAAGAAAAAUAAAAAAGAAGAGUAAAGGGAUAAAAGAAAUCUUUUAGGACUCGAAAAAGAGAGCUGAAACAAAAGUUGAUUUCAGAAAGCAAAACCCUUUGUUUCUCCCUCUUAACUCAUCUCUCUUUCUUCCUCUAUUAGUAAAGCUGAGACAGCAGUACUAUCCACCACCAAAGAAAAGAAGAAAAGAGGAAGAAAAACCUCUAAUUUUCACAUGAAAAAACAAAAGAUUCUUCGAUUUUGUUUUUCUUUUCCAAUAGUCACAACACAGUAAUUGUACACUUCCUCCAAUACCACCAUCGUUAAACAAAAAAAAAAAAAAAAGAAAGAUCAUCCAAUGAUACAUUACGAACAAAACAACAACCUUCAGAACCUUCCAUCUUCAUCUUCCAACGAUCUUCUUCUUGGCAUCAAUGGAGCUGACGCAACCCAUAAGAGAAAACGGAGACCCGCAGGGACACCAGGUUCUUAAUAUUUCCUCUUUUACGUUUUGAAUUUUUCUUAUUGUCUACUAGGUUUUCUAUAAUCUUUUUGGAUUAGUUUUCUAUUAAGUUCCAAAAAGUGUUGUUGAUAUUACUCUGUCAAGAUUUCUUUUUCAUUUCUAAUGUUGGGUUGCCAAUAAUUUAGCACAAGAUUUUUUAUUUUUGAGAUUGUUUUUUACCAUAUAAUUUAGAAAAUCAUUUUUUAUCUUCUGUAUCGGAGCUAACAGAUCCAGAUGCAGAGGUGGUAUCUUUGUCACCAAGAACGUUACUAGAAUCAGAUCGGUACGUGUGUGAGAUCUGCAACCAAGGGUUUCAGAGAGAUCAGAAUCUACAGAUGCAUAGAAGACGACAUAAAGUGCCAUGGAAGCUUCUGAAGAGAGACAAGAAGGAUGAGGAAGUGAGGAAGAGAGUCUACGUGUGUCCUGAGCCAACAUGUCUCCACCAUGACCCGUGCCACGCUCUUGGAGAUCUGGUCGGAAUCAAAAAGCACUUCCGCCGUAAACACAGUGUCCACAAGCAAUGGGUUUGCGAGAGAUGCUCCAAAGGCUAUGCAGUUCAAUCUGACUACAAAGCCCAUCUCAAGACCUGCGGUUCACGCGGUCACUCCUGCGACUGUGGCCGCGUUUUCUCCAGGGUUGAGAGUUUCAUAGAGCAUCAAGAUACUUGCACCAUCCGGCAACCUCAACCCACCAACCACCGUCAUCUACAGCAGCACACGAUGGGCCUUGACGCUCCAUCAAGAACCACUUCGACAGCAAGCUUCGGCCCUUUAUUGCAUGGACUUCCUUUGUUAAGACCUCCACGACCGUCCAAUCAACAUUCACCAGCUUUUGCUUACCCUUUCAAUGCUUCAUCAGCUCCUUUCGAAAGCCUCGAACUUCAACUAUCCAUAGGAAUGGCAAGAACAUCAGCACAAGCGAGGCACAACGAAAAGAGAGAGACGAGUUUAACAAAGGAGAGAGCGAACGAGGAGGCAAGGAAGGCAGAGGAAACGAGACAAGAAGCGAAAAGGCAGAUAGAGAUGGCAGAAAAGGAUUUUGAGAAAGCUAAGAGAAUAAGGGAAGAAGCAAAAACCGAGUUGGAGAAGGCUCACGUUGUUAGAGAAGAAGCAAUCAAGAGGAUUAAUGCAACAAUGAUGGAGAUCACUUGCCACUCUUGCAAGCAACUAUUUCAGCUGCCUGUUACGGCUGAUGAGAGUACGUCGUCUCUUGUUAUGAGUUACGUUUCCUCGGCGACAACUGAAGGAGAAUGCGAGUGAUCCAAUGCAUCUUCAUAUAUAUAUCCAUAUGAACAAAAGAAAGCAAAUAAUGAUUUUAAACGAAAUGACGGUAUUUUUUGUGGAUCUGUAUGAGUGAUCAUUUUUUACUAUAUGCAUUGUUUUCUUUUGCCACUGCAUAUUUCAUAUAAUGACUGUAAAUUUUGAGAAUCAUUUGAAUUUCGAUUAUCAUUCUUCUGCUUAGUUUUUUUUUUGUUGUUGUUGUGAUAAUUGAGGAUAUUUCAUUUUAAAUGUUCCUUGAUUUAGCAUUUA